ACUCGUUGAAUGUUUCAUUCAUGAACAACGUAUUCAUCUGAAUUUGCACGCGAUAAUUUUGAAAAUCGGAAAAAAUGAGGAUAAAAAUCGAUGGAUUAGAUGUAUAUUUCCCGUAUAAUUAUAUCUAUCCGGAACAAUAUGCAUAUAUGUGUCAUUUGAAAAAAUGUUUAGAUGCUAAAGGACAUGGAGUGUUGGAAAUGCCAUCCGGUACUGGUAAAACAACUUCGUUGUUAUCAUUAAUUAUUGCCUAUCAAAAACGUUAUCCACAUUCGUUGAAAAAAUUGAUUUAUUGUUCACGUACAAUACCUGAAAUUGAAAAAGUUGUUGAAGAAUUGAGAAAAUUACAUGAAUAUUAUAUUGAUGUAAAUAAUGAUGAUUCCCUUGUUGGUUUAUGUUUGACAUCGAGAAAAAAUCUUUGCGUUCAUCCAAUUGCAAGCAGACAAAAAGAUGGUAAAACUGUUGAUGGUUUGUGUUUCAGUAUGACCGCUUCACAUAAACGACAAAAAAACCACGAUAAUCCUGAUGCAUUAUGUAGUUUUUAUGAGCAAUUUGAAAAUGAAGGUCGUGAAUUCGUCCUGCCAAAUGGUAUUUAUAAUAUUGAUGAUCUUAAAGAUCUGGGUAGAAAACAAGGUUAUUGUCCAUAUUUUGUUGCACGUCGUGCUAUAUCAUAUUCAAACAUUAUUGUUUAUAGUUAUUAUUAUCUAUUGGAUCCAAAAAUUGCUGAACUUGUAUCGAAAGAAUUAACCCGUAAUUCGGUUGUUGUUUUUGAUGAAGCACAUAAUAUUGAUAAUGUUUGUAUUGAAUCAAUGAGUGUUACUAUUAAUAAACGUAUUUUGGAAAAAUGUCAAUCAAACAUUGGUACGCUGCAGGAAACAAUUCAACAGAUAAAAGAAGUGGAUGAAAAACGUUUAGAAUCUGAAUAUCAUAAACUGCUCGAAGGACUACAUGAUGCAUCGGUAGCAAAAAAGACGGAUUUAUUCCUUGCAAAUCCAAUCCUACCAAGUGAUAUUCUUCAAGAAGCUAUACCGGGUAAUAUUCGUACGGCUGAACAUUUUAUACGAUUUUUAAAAUAUUUCCUUGAAUAUAUGAAAUCACGUCUACGUAUUCAACAUGUAGUGAAAGAAAGUCCAGCAGCAUUUUUAAAAGAUAUUUAUUCCAAAAUGACUAUCGAACGUAAACCACUGAGAUUUUGUUCCGAACGUCUUCGGUCACUGAUUCGAACAUUGGAAGUAAAUAACAUUACUGAUUUUACCCCACUAACUUUACUAUGUAAUUUUGCUACAUUAGUCAGUACUUAUUUACGUGGAUUUACCAUCAUUAUUGAACCAUUUGAUGAUCGUACACCAAAUGUAUCAAAUCCUAUACUACAUUUUAGCUGUUUGGAUGCAUCGUUGGCUAUAAAACCAAUUUUCGAAAGAUUUCAAUCAGUUAUAAUUACAUCGGGAACGCUAUCUCCAAUUGAAAUGUAUCCAAAAAUGUUAGAUUUUAAUCCAGUUGUAGCCCGAACAUUUACAAUGAGUUUAGCCAGGCAAUGUAUUUGCCCAUUGAUUGUUACCAAAGGAAAUGAUCAAGUACCAAUGACAUCAAAAUUUGAAACUAGAAAUGAUAUGUCUGUAAUCCGAAAUUAUGGUAUACUUUUAGUUGAAAUGUCAUCAAUAGUACCGGAUGGUAUUGUUUGUUUUUUUACAAGUUAUAUUUAUAUGGAACAAAUUAUUGCAUCAUGGUAUGAACAAGGUAUUAUUGAUUCGAUACAAAAAAAUAAAUUAUUAUUUAUCGAAACACAAGAUGCAUCGGAAACAUCGCUAGCACUUUAUAAUUAUGUUCGUGCAUGUGAAAAUGGUCGUGGUGCUGUAUUGUUAUCCGUAGCCCGUGGUAAAAUUUCCGAAGGUAUUGAUUUUGAUCAUCAUCUUGGCCGUUGUGUUAUUAUGUUCGGCAUACCAUAUGUUUAUACACAAUCAAGAAUAUUGAAAGCAAGAUUAGAAUAUUUAUUCGAUAAUUAUCAGAUAAAAGAAAGUGAUUUUUUAACAUUCGAUGCUAUGCGUCAUGCUGCACAAUGUGUUGGCCGUGCUGUUCGUGGUAAAACUGAUUAUGGCAUAAUGUGUUUUGCUGAUAAGAGAUUUGCCCGUGAUGAUAAAUUGAAAAAAUUACCAAAAUGGAUACAAGAAAAUAUGAAUAAAGGUGUAUUGAAUUUAAGUAUUGAAGAAUCGGUACAAUUAACCAGGAAAUUUCUAAAACAAAUGGCACAACCAUUUUCAAAAGAAGAUCAACUUGGCGUUUCACUUAUGACAUACGAACAAAUUAAAGAAGAAAUUAAUCAAAAAAAAAUUUUAUCUCGUGUUGAAAUGAAUAAUACAGUAUUAUCAUGAUUUUUGUUGUUUUUUUUUGAAAAA
Messenger RNA from Dermatophagoides pteronyssinus (European house dust mite), 2390 nucleotides. RefSeq names its product general transcription and DNA repair factor IIH helicase subunit Xpd (gene Xpd). Gene Ontology annotation, molecular function: damaged DNA binding; hydrolase activity, acting on acid anhydrides, in phosphorus-containing anhydrides; DNA helicase activity. The record is from RefSeq and is a predicted model, not a curated record. Gene Ontology annotation, cellular component: nucleus. Gene Ontology annotation, biological process: nucleotide-excision repair; transcription by RNA polymerase II; positive regulation of mitotic recombination. Lineage: Eukaryota; Metazoa; Arthropoda; Arachnida; Sarcoptiformes; Pyroglyphidae.